Messenger RNA from Coniosporium apollinis CBS 100218, 918 nucleotides. RefSeq lists its product as uncharacterized. The coding region runs from base 1 to 918 and encodes 305 amino acids. Lineage: Eukaryota; Fungi; Ascomycota; Dothideomycetes. The transcript is spliced from 3 exons. The record is from RefSeq and is a predicted model, not a curated record.
AUGGCUGGCAGCAGUCACCAGCAGUAUCCUUUCCUUUCUUCCUUGCUUGUGCGGAUAGCGCUCCUCCUCUCCUCCGGCAUUCUCGUCUUCGAUAUCUACUACAUGUUUGACAAAGUCGAAGUCGAAGGCAAUGGGUCAGGGCACCGGCUAUUCCCGAUGUUUGACAACAACUUCGCCGUCCGCGAAGUCGAUGCGCCUUGGUUCUGGCUGGCGCUUCACAUCGCGGGCCAUCUCUCCGUCGGUGUAGUUCUCAUACACAUCGUGCUUCAUUGGUUCCAAUGGCUGCAUCCGCUACUCGAUUUAAUUCUCCACUUGUUCAACCUCUGCCUCUGGAUCGCAGGCAUGAUCGGCAUAAGCUACGACACGAUUGAUAGAAAGCUCAUGAGUACUUGCGGAACUGUCGCGCUGUGUAAACUGCUCAUGACUAUCCUCGCCAUUAUCCUGGACCUUAUCGCUUGGCGGCGGGAGAGUCGCGGCUCAUACAGCAAGGUUCAGGUGUCCGCGAAAAAAACGGCCGACCCUGAGUCUACGCCUUUGACGGCCGAGUCCAUCGCCAUGUCAGACUUCUUUUCGCAUUCGCGGCCUGCGUCCGUAACGCCGAAAGCUUCGCGCACGGCAUCCCCGGACAGGGGGCUCCAACUGCCUGAUCAUGCAGCUUACCAUAGCGCAUCGAGUUCACACACGGCGUCUCCAGAGAGGGGACUCAAGCUUCCCGGUCCCGCGGCCUACCACAGCGCAUCGAGCUCGCGGACGGCUUCUCCGGAGAAGAGACUGGAGCCGCCUCGCCAAGCACACUAUCAGAACGAGGCGGAGUUCUCGAACGAGGCAGACGUGGCGGACGACGCGGAAUUAUUGGCUGAGAUGCAGCGUGAUGUGGAUGAAUAUAGCCCCUCUCAUCGCUCGCGCGAUAUGUUCUGA